This is a messenger RNA of Drosophila subobscura, 1164 nucleotides long. RefSeq names its product peritrophin-44. Gene Ontology annotation, cellular component: extracellular region. Lineage: Eukaryota; Metazoa; Arthropoda; Insecta; Diptera; Drosophilidae. The coding region runs from base 89 to 1105 and encodes 338 amino acids. The transcript has 2 exons. The record is from RefSeq and is a predicted model, not a curated record. Gene Ontology annotation, molecular function: chitin binding.
UCUCCAUUUAGUUGGCAGCAACAGCUACAACAGGACACAACACACAUCCAAAUUGUUUUCUGCGGAGUUUCCCAAUAAUCAAGCAAAAAUGCCUUCGCGAAAUGCUUGUGGAGUGCUGCUUGGGGCAUGCCUCUUGGUGUUCUGCCUGCUGGACUUCUCCACGGCCGAUGGCGACUACUCGGAGCUGUGCCGCCUGUUCAAGAAUGGCACCAACAUCCGCAAGCCUGGCACCUGCAACGAGUACAUCCAGUGCAGCGACGGCGAGGGCAUACUGAAGUUCUGCGAGGGCAGCACUCCCCACUACGACAGCAGCAGCCAGAAGUGCGUCAAGGAGCUGUCCAACAGCCACCUCUACUGCGGCAAUAGGUGCGAGGGCAGGAACGGCACCUGGGUGUCCGAUCCGACCCAGUGCCAGCGAUAUUUCUACUGCAACGAGGGCGUGCCGCUGCAGGGCAUCUGCCCCAUGGGCCAGCACUUUGACGAGACGAGCCAGGCGUGCCUGCACAGCGUGGACUCGCAAUGCGUGGACGUGGCCAAUAUAUGCGAAAUCCUCCCGGACAAGACCAAGUUCCGCUACGAGGACGACUGCGACUACUACUACGAGUGCAAGAGCCUAAAGCAGACGCUGAACAAGUGCAGCACCACCAAGUCCAAGCUGUACUUCAAUGUGGAGACCGGCUCCUGCCUGGCCCGCAAUCUGGUGGCCUGCACUGCCCACUCCAAGGACGGCGUGUGUGCCGCCAGCAGUAGCCUCGUCUACAAGUCGGAUGGAGCCACGUGCCGUGGCUACUUUGCCUGCAAGCCCUUCGGCACUGUGGCCGACCUGGAUCCGAUUUGGGGUCAGUGCGCCGAGGGACUCUUCUUCGACGAGGGGCGCCAGAUGUGCGCCAAGGCCACCGAUGUGGUGUGCACCAACAACCGAUGCGAGGGCAGGGGCACCAUGCUGGUCGCCAGCAGCAGAAACUACUGUCACAACUACAUCGAGUGCGUCGAUGGGGUCCAGGUGGCUGAGAAUACUUGCCACUUUGAUCACUUCUUUGACGAGGUGAUUCAGGCGUGCAGCAGCAAGAUCAUCUACGACAACUGCUGUGACGAGCAGGAGUAGGGAGAGCAGAGGGUGUUUGUAGCAUUUAAGAAUUAAAGAAUUACAGAAUGAAUCAAAAA